AGGCGAUCAUUCAUUCCUUUUUGGCUGCUUCUGAAGUCUUGAAGAAGCUCAGUAUCAAGGAAGAUCAAACAGCAGUCACUGUUAGAGCAUGGACCGUUUGGGUUCCUUGAGCAAUGAUCCAUCUGAUAAGCCCCCUUGCAGAGGCUGCUCCUCCUACCUCAUGGAACCUUACAUUAAGUGUGCGGAGUGUGGACCUCCUCCUUUCUUCCUGUGUUUGCAGUGUUUCACGCGAGGAUUUGAGUACAAGAAACAUCAGAGUGAUCAUACUUACGAAAUAAUGACCUCAGACUUUCCUGUUCUUGAUCCCAGCUGGACUGCUCAAGAAGAAAUGGCCCUUUUAGAAGCUGUAAUGGACUGUGGCUUUGGAAAUUGGCAGGAUGUAGCUAAUCAGAUGUGCACCAAAACCAAAGAGGAAUGUGAGAAGCACUACAUGAAGCAUUUUAUCAAUAACCCUCUGUUCGCGUCCACCCUGCUAAACCUGAAGCAAGCCGAGGCAGCCAGAACCGCUGACACAGCCAUUCCGUUUCACUCUGCAGAUGACCCUCCCCGGCCUGCCUUUGACUCAUUGCUGUCUCGGGACAUGGCAGGAUACAUGCCAGCUCGGGCAGAUUUCAUUGAGGAGUUUGACAAUUAUGCAGAAUGGGACUUAAGAGACAUUGACUUUGUUGAAGACGACUCAGACAUCUUACACGCUCUGAAGAUGGCUGUGGUGGAUAUCUAUCAUUCCAGGUUAAAAGAGAGGCAAAGACGAAAAAAAAUUAUAAGAGAUCAUGGAUUAGUCAACCUUAGAAAGUUCCGAUUGAUGGAACGGCGGUAUCCCAAGGAGGUCCAAGACCUUUAUGAAACAAUGAGGCGAUUUGCAAGGAUUGUGGGACCAGUGGAACAUGACAAGUUUAUUGAAAGCCAUGCAUUGGAAUUUGAACUCCGGAGGGAAAUCAAGAGGCUCCAGGAAUAUAGGACAGCAGGCAUUACCAAUUUUUGUAGUGCCAGGACAUACGAUCACCUGAAGAAGACUAGAGAGGAAGAGCGCCUUAAACGCACCAUGCUCUCAGAAGUUCUCCAGUACAUCCAGGACAGCAGCGCGUGCCAGCAGUGGCUCCGCCGGCAGGCUGACAUUGAUUCUGGGCUGAGUCCUUCUGUUUUGAUGGCUUCAAACUCAGGAAGACGAAGUGCACCACCCUUGAACCUCACCGGCCUCCCUGGUACAGAGAAACUCAAUGAAAAAGAGAAGGAGCUCUGUCAGGUGGUGCGGUUGGUACCUGGAGCCUAUUUAGAGUAUAAGUCUGCUCUGUUGAAUGAGUGUAACAAGCAAGGAGGCUUGAGACUGGCACAGGCGAGAGCACUCAUCAAGAUAGACGUGAACAAGACCCGGAAGAUCUAUGACUUCCUCAUCCGAGAAGGGUACAUCACCAAAGCCUGAGU
Molecule: messenger RNA, 1422 nt
Organism: Peromyscus eremicus (cactus mouse)
Lineage: Eukaryota; Metazoa; Chordata; Mammalia; Rodentia; Cricetidae
Gene: Tada2a
Product: transcriptional adaptor 2A
Exons: 15
Coding region: 89-1420 (443 amino acids)
Biological process (GO): regulation of transcription by RNA polymerase II; chromatin remodeling
Cellular component (GO): nucleus; SAGA-type complex
Molecular function (GO): chromatin binding; zinc ion binding; protein binding
Source: RefSeq, a predicted model, not a curated record